Messenger RNA from Centruroides sculpturatus (bark scorpion), 1324 nucleotides. Its product is annotated as pre-mRNA-splicing factor CWC22 homolog. Gene Ontology annotation, biological process: mRNA splicing, via spliceosome. Gene Ontology annotation, molecular function: protein binding; RNA binding. The transcript has 9 exons. NCBI's taxonomy places the organism in Eukaryota, Metazoa, Arthropoda, Arachnida, Scorpiones, Buthidae. Gene Ontology annotation, cellular component: catalytic step 2 spliceosome. The record is from RefSeq and is a predicted model, not a curated record. The coding region runs from base 6 to 1064 and encodes 352 amino acids.
GAACAAUGGAUAGGAAACGUGCUCGCAGUCCCACAAACACUAAGGAUGAUGAUGAUAACCAGAAAGAUAAAAAGCCCAAGACCAUAGAAGAUAUUUUUACUAAAGCUGGGGGAGCAUAUAUCCCUCCUGCAAAAUUGAGGAUGAUGCAGGGACAAAUUUGUGAUAAAUCUAGUGAGAGUUAUCAGAAGAUAGCCUGGGAAGCUUUGAAGAAAAGUAUAAAUGGUUUCAUCAACAAAGUAAAUGUUUCAAAUUUGAAAGUUAUUAUAACUGAAUUAUUCAAAGAAAAUCUGGUUAGAGGAAGAGGUGUCUUAGUUCGUUCACUGAUGCAAGCCCAAGCUGUAUCACCAACAUUUACUCACGUUUAUGCAGCUGUGGCUGCUGUUAUAAAUACAAAGUUUCCUCAAAUAUGUGAACUAUUAUUGAGAAGAUUAAUAAUUCAAUUUAGAAAAGGUUAUCGAAGAAAUGAUAAGUUAGCUUGUGUUUCAUCUACCCGUUUCAUUGCUCAUUUAGUUAACCAACAAGUGGUUCAUGAAGUAUUGGCACUAGAAAUAUUAACAUUACUUUUGGAAAAUCCUACUGAAGACUCUUUAGAAAUGUUUGUUGGCUUCUUAAAAGAGUGUGGACAAAGAUUAACUGAAGCAUCAAAAGAUGCAGUUAAUGCCAUAUUUGAUCGUUUAAGAAGCAUUUUGCACGAUGCAAAGGUUGAUAAGAGAGUGCAAUAUAUGAUUGAAGUAAUGUUUGCAAUAAGAAAAGACAAGUUUAAGGAUCAUCCUGCAAUAAUUGAAGAAUUAGACAUAGUUGCUGAAGACGAACAGUUCACUCAUCUGAUUACUCUGGAAGAUGCAGUUAAUACAGAAGAUAUAUUAAAUGUUUUUAAGUUUGAUCCGGAAUAUGAAGCUAAUGAAGAAAAAUAUCAAGAAAUUAAAAAGGAAAUUCUAGGUGGCGACAGUGAUUUGUCAGAUGAUAAUUCGGAUGAAGAAAGUGAUGAAGAGAAUGAAGAUGGUGAUGAUGAAAAUGAAGGUAUGAAAUUAAGAACAUGUACUUGUAUUAACAAAAUUUAUUAACUUUGAAUUCAUAAAAAGUAAUGAAUUUCAGUGAAAUUAUUUUUAUCUCUGUAGAAUUCAUUUUGUGUAAUUAAUGCAUUAUAAAAAUUUAGUACUAAAGUUCAGAUAGAAAUCGUAAUACAUUACUAAGUUACUAGUCAAAAUGAAAUCUUUUCAUGUGUUUGCACUAGUGAUAAAUUUCUGUUGAUGCUAUAUAUUUUUAGUAACAUUUGAUUCAUCAUAUUUCUCACAUUCACAUACAAGAAGUAUCAUUAGUUAUU